UGGACAAAUAAGGUAUAUUUCUUUGCCAGGAAAAUGUGAUGCAUCUCUCUGCUGAUAAAUAUGGUGUGGCUCUUUAUCAGAGGCUCCUUAAAUGCAUAAUAAAAUGGCCCAGUGUACACACAUGGGUCACCUGAACCAAUUACCUGUCUGCACACUGAUUUAUCGGUUGAGGGCUUUUUAUGAUGCUUGCUUAGAAGGAGAGAGAUAGAGCGUGAUAAACUCAUAAACCCUGUCAGGCUGAUGCUUUAGUACAGGAUGUGUUGCUGCUGUGUUUUUUAAUGUCAUUUGAGUCAUUCAGUCUCGUUGAUAUUUCCUUUACAUUAAUACUUCUGCCUGUCAUUAAUCCAGUUAGCUGACACAGUGACGUAUGGGACUAGGUAGGCACAUUAUUAGAACUGGAAAACCUAUUUUUUUGUCCAGAAAUUUUGUCCAGAAAUUGUCUUUUAUUUCUUUGAAGCCUCUGUGAAUGACUAACUAGAACUGGGCCUUCAUAUUGUCAUUUCUCUCUUCCCUGGUAUAAAGAGGUUGGGUUAUGUGUGGCUGUUACAGGAUUUUUAUUAACCUGGCUCUUCCAGAUAUUGUGGGACUUUUUCUCCAGUUAGAUUAGCUGAACUGUUCUCUCCUGUUAGCUUUCAGCUAACUGCACCAUUGUUAGGUGGCGUAGACACAGUGCACACCAAGGCAGCUGGGAGUGGAGAAGAUUUUGGGGGCUGUACCAAAAUAACAGCCUAGAAAGCAGCGAAGGACAGAGCCUCUGCAGCUUCCGUUUGUUUUCAGCCUUGCUUCCAGGGAGAUCUGCUCUGUCACCUCAGCUGGUGUGAGCUCAGACCAAAGAAACACCCCAGAGCUUCCUCAGUUCCCAAUUUAGCUGCAAGCAUGUCAUGUUCUCUCCAACUCCCCCGCAGUGCUGGGGACCCUGUCACAAGGACAGAGUCCACAAGCCAUUAGCCUUUUCCUCUCUGCCGGGAAUGUGAGGGAAGGAGUCGAUCCAUCCUAAAAGGUGGUUUUUAAAGCUUUUUGACCCUCUGAUUCAAUUAGUUUUCCCAUAAUAAUUAUUAGAAAGGAGCCCAGGCAUAAUACCAUGACUCUUUUCCCUACAUGCCUGACUUUGAGCUGAAGCAUUUACGGAGCAGAAUGCAAAUUUUUUUGGCCAUAUGUAGCCAUGGUGCAGCUCUGAUUUUUGACCUUGUAUAGGCUCCUUAACCGUGAAGCUCUGGGACGAGACCCCCUCUCUCAAAGACAGUACUUCCCAGGAGCAUGCAGGAGCAGUGUGUAUCACUUUAGAACAGGAAGGGUGACCAGCUCACAGCGUGCCCUUUCCCUCCCUUGCCUGUCGUGCAAAGAGAUUAUGGAGCUACCUUAAAUGAGCUCCGGCUAGGACUCUUAUCUCGGCCUUUGCAAACUAGCAGAAAGUUGAAGUGAUGACAGCAGAUAAGGGUGCUCGCUUUUGAAGCUUAUUGGCUGGUUCUCUGAACUUUUUUUCCCCCCGGAGAGCCAGUCAUUCAGAGGUACAGCUGGCACAGCCUGAUUGUUGUGUCCCACGGAGACCAUGGAGCGGACACGAGGGGCCGGGGUCUAGAAGGGCAGAUCUUGUGUCACGGGCCGGGGUCUAGAAGGGCAGAUCUUGUGUCACCAGCCGGCUCAGCUGUGUCACCUGCCUGGGCACAGGACCUGCGUAACGCCGUCAGCUGAGAGAAACGUAGCCUCCUGCUCUGCUUGACCUUUCUUCACCUUGGAGAAGCGCAGAAUGGAUCGUGGUUGGUAACUGCCCACCUCCUCGGCCUCGGGACAGUGAGGAAAGUUCAGCGGUGCUUGUGGUGGGAGCGAGGGAGCUGGGCUGGUUGGCAGCAGGCUUACACAUUAAACCGUCGAAUCAAACGCGCGCCGCGCUCUGACGAGAAAUGUAACCCGAGCAGAAAGGACACCAGUGUGUUUGAGCACGCUGAGGGAUUCUUGUAUGACUUGUUACUCUUUCAGUGCUGUAGCCUGAGCAGGUCUUACUGGUUUUUUACCGAAGCGGUGGGAGCUGAAUGGGGUGUGGGCUCGUUUCUAUUCGUCCACAAGCAUCUCUACAAUCUUCUCUUCUCUUUUUUAAUUCCCCCCUGGAUAUAAAUCAGAGAAAUUGUGUCCAUCGAGUUUGCUGCCACCUGGGCUCAACCCAGCUGAACCAGUUUUGGAGGAUACCCUUGCUGCAAUCGUCUGGACGUGCUCCUAGGAGGAGAAGAAACUAAAGGAAUUUGGCAUCGUUGCCGUAGUUUGAGGAAAAACAUUCCUUCUGACUUUGGAGAGAGCUACAAAGAGGAUCUGUGUCAUGUCCUGAUCUCCCUCCAUUUUCCUGCUGAGCAUGGGGUAACAGUGUGUGACCAUGGUGGUCACCCAGUUACAGCUGGAACUGUGCUUCCAUGGCAAGAAGCUGAGAGGUUUCACCUGCAAGUUGACCAGCACUGGGAUGUGUUCCGGACAAUUACAGAAGUGUUUAUCCUGGUUCCUGCCUUGGUUGGCCUGAAGGGGAAUCUGGAGAUGACACUGGCAUCCAGGCUCUCCACUGCUGCUAACACUGGACAGAUGGAUGAUGCCCAGAAGCAGUGGAAAAUGGCCACCUGCAAUUUAGCCCUUAUCCAGGUCCAGGCCACUGUGGUGGGACUCCUGGCUGCUGUGGCUGCUGUGAUCCUGGGAGCCAUCUCCAAGGGCUCUGUGGAGCUGAGCCAGGCUGCUGUGCUGUGUGCCAGCAGUGUGACCACGGCCUUCAUAGCUGCACUCUCCCUUGGUCUGGUGAUGAUUGGUGUGAUCAUUGGAGCAAGGAAAGUUGGGAUCAAUCCAGACAACGUCGCCACACCCAUAGCAGCGAGCCUGGGAGAUUUGAUAACCCUUUCCCUCCUCGCAGGAAUCAGCAGCACACUCUUCAAAUACAUAGAUGUGAAGUACCUUUCUCCUCUGAUCUGUGCUGUGUUCAUUGUCAUGAUCCCUCUCUGGGUUGCUAUUGCCAAGCAAAGUCCUUCCCUGGCUGAAGUCCUGAAGUCUGGGUGGCAGCCGGUCAUUGUUGCCAUGAGCAUCAGCAGCAUUGGUGGGCUCAUCCUGGACAAAACUGUAACUGACCCAAACUUUGAAGGCAUGGCAGUUUUCACACCUGUGAUUAAUGGUGUUGGAGGGAAUCUGGUGGCCAUCCAAGCUAGCCGAAUUUCUACAUUCCUGCACUUCUGGAGCAUGCCUGGAGUUUUGCCGUACAAGAUGAGGCAGAACUGGCCCAACCCAUGCACCACAUUCUUCUCAUCAGGGGUGAAUUCCAAGUCAGCCCGGGUCCUGUUCCUCCUGGUGAUCCCAGGGCACCUCGUGUUCCUCUACACCAUCCACCUGCUGCAGGGAGGCCACACAUCCCUGUCCUUCACCUUUGUGAUGUUCUAUCUGGCUGCUGCUUUGCUGCAGGUGGGGAUCCUGCUCUACGUGGCUGACCUGAUUGUGCGCCUGAUGUGGAGGAAGGCUCUGGACCCAGACAAUUUCUCCAUCCCCUACCUCACUGCCCUGGGGGACCUCCUGGGCACUGGAUUCCUGGCCAUCUGUUUCCGCCUGGUCUGGCUCAUCCAUGGCACAGACAUGAACCUGGGCAACUGAGAGUCCCCGUGCUGCUCUCAUCCCUCGUGUGACACGGUGCUUCCCUGCGGGCCACGGGGUUGCCUGGCACUCCGUGCUGGCUCACCUGGCUGGGCUGGGCCUCCCCUGCCACCCUGCCACCCACCUGCCCUCCCCACCGUGCCUUACAGCCCCGAGGAAUCAGCACCCACAAACUCCUGCCCUUGCAAGGGAGCAAAGCGGGUUUAAGGAGCACCCCCUGCUCACACCUGCACCUGGCAAACAGGGCAACAAGGAGCAUUUGGGCCACUGGGGAGGAAGGAAGGAAGGAGCAUUUGGGCCGUGGUCUCAAUCCCCAGCACUGAGACAGCCCCGAGGCUGCUCCAAAGCCUGCCGAGCUCACUGCGUCUGAUCCUGCAAGUGGAUGUUGCAGCCCCUCCAUCAGACUCUGACUUUCUACCAAGGGAAAUUCUUUAUUCACCCCACUUCUCUCCUGCUCCUGGAGUAGCAGAGCAACCAGGUCAGAGGCUCAGGAUCUGAGGCAAUGAGCUGCUGGCUCAUGCCCAGUGGGAGGUUACCUAGGGAUACCACCUACCUGCCCUGACAGCAUCGCUGGUGUCUGACCAGAAAGCUGGUUAGAUUGCGUUUUGGGGGCAGGAAGGUUUGUUUUUACGGUUUAUGAAAUGUCCAGUAGUUAAAAUGUUUAUAGAAACGCACACAUAAAUAAAGUGGGUAAAAAAAAAAAAAAAGAGUAA
Motacilla alba alba is the source of this 4322-nucleotide messenger RNA. It is a transcript of the gene SLC41A3, whose product is annotated as solute carrier family 41 member 3. Gene Ontology annotation, biological process: monoatomic cation transport. Gene Ontology annotation, cellular component: plasma membrane. The transcript is spliced from 10 exons. Gene Ontology annotation, molecular function: monoatomic cation transmembrane transporter activity. Lineage: Eukaryota; Metazoa; Chordata; Aves; Passeriformes; Motacillidae. Bases 2521 to 3609 code for a protein of 362 amino acids. The record is from RefSeq and is a predicted model, not a curated record.